AUGGAAAAUCAAACUGUAUCUGAAUUCACACUGCUAGGACUCUCUUACCUCCCAGAGCUUAAACACCAGGUCUUUGUUAUGUUUCUCCUUGUUUAUUUUAUGACCCUUUGUGGGAAUCUUUUGAUUGUGGUUCUUAUUUUUACUGAUAACCAUCUACACACCCCAAUGCACUUAUUUCUUGGACACCUGGCUGGCGUGGACAUCUGCUAUUCCCAAGUUACUUGCCCACGAAUGCUCUUGGACUUCUACUCUGAGAAGAAGACCAUAUCCUAUAGCUCUUGCUUGACCCAAGCUUUUUUCUUCAUGUGCUUUGCUAGAUGUGAGUGCUACCUUCUGGCUGUGAUGUCCUAUGACAGAUAUGUUGCUGUUUGUCAGCCUCUGCAUUACUUACAUAUUAUGAGUUGGAAAAGAUGUACCCAGCUGAUUACUGUUGUAUGGGCAUUAGGGUCAAGCUACUCUUUAAUGGAAAUACUAUUCACAUUGAGGUUGACAUUUUGUGGUCCAAGCACCAUCCAUAAUUUUUUUUGUGACCUUCCCCAGUUGUUGACCCUUUCAUGUACAGAUACGUCCCUCAACAUGCUCCUACUGUUUGUGUUGGGAGGUAUAAUAUCAUUUUGUGCUUUCUUCACCACUUUCUUGCCAUAUGUCUACAUUUUCUACACAGUCCACAGGAUCCAGACAAAAAACAUCAAACUUAAAGCCUUCUCCACCUGUACGUCCCACCUUACCGUGGUUUGUAUUUUCUAUGGAACCCUGUGCUUUGCGUACCUUCACCCACACUCAAGAUAUUUUGAUGCAGACAUAGUGGUGGCGGUUGUGUAUGCAGCAAUUCUGCCCUUACUAAAUCCCAUAAUCUACAGCCUGAGAAAUGGGGAGAUCCAAAGUGCUUUAGGAAGGAUAAAGAAAAAAUAUGUUUGA
Messenger RNA from Xenopus tropicalis (tropical clawed frog), 918 nucleotides. It is a transcript of the gene or5ar51, whose product is annotated as olfactory receptor family 5 subfamily AR member 51. Gene Ontology annotation, biological process: G protein-coupled receptor signaling pathway; signal transduction; detection of chemical stimulus involved in sensory perception of smell. Gene Ontology annotation, molecular function: G protein-coupled receptor activity; olfactory receptor activity. The coding region runs from base 1 to 918 and encodes 305 amino acids. NCBI's taxonomy places the organism in Eukaryota, Metazoa, Chordata, Amphibia, Anura, Pipidae. The record is from RefSeq and is a predicted model, not a curated record. Gene Ontology annotation, cellular component: membrane; plasma membrane. The transcript has a single exon.